Parasteatoda tepidariorum (common house spider) is the source of this 2948-nucleotide messenger RNA. RefSeq names its product COP9 signalosome subunit 7 (gene CSN7). The record is from RefSeq and is a predicted model, not a curated record. Gene Ontology annotation, cellular component: COP9 signalosome. NCBI's taxonomy places the organism in Eukaryota, Metazoa, Arthropoda, Arachnida, Araneae, Theridiidae. Gene Ontology annotation, biological process: COP9 signalosome assembly.
UCUUGUUAAAAUUUUUUAUUGAUUGGCAAUCAGCAAGUAUUUUUGUGAUUGUUGUUGAUAUUUUAAUCUGGUUCUUGUUCGCCGCAUUUUGAUCAUUUACGUCAUUUACAUAAGAUACUUUAAUAUUAAGUCUGAUUUAUUUCUAAGGAAAGUUUACCUAAAAUAAAUCUUAUGAAAGUUAUAGGUGUUUAAGGAAACAAACAAUAAAUUUUACCAGGCAAUUUUGUAUCUACUGUUUUCGCUUUUAAAAAUUUGAAUAAUUUUUAUUCUGAUAGAAAUGAGUGACAAAAAUCUACCUACUGCUAAUCAGCAAGCUUUGUUGGAACAGUAUUUAAUUUUAGCAAAAUCUGCUAAAGGAGCUGCUGCUGUUGAAUUGAUAAAACAAGUUUUAGUUGCUCCUGGUAUUUAUGUAUUUGGAGAAUUAUUAGACAUGCCAAAUAUUCAAGAAUUAAAUACCACAGAACAUGCUCCUUAUUAUCAGUUACUGCAUCUUUUUGCUUUUGGGACUUAUUCAAAUUAUUUAGAAAAUAAAGACCAAUUUCCAGAAUUGUCUCCUGCUAUGAUUAAUAAGUUACGCCAUCUCACCAUUGUAUCUCUAGCUACUAAAGAUAAAUGUAUUCCAUAUUCAAAACUUUUGAAAGAGCUUGAUUUGAAGAAUCUGCGAGAAUUGGAAGAUUUGAUAAUUGAUGUAAUAUAUGCUGAUAUAGUGCAAGGAAAGUUGGAUCAAAAGAAUAAUCGAUUAGAAGUUGAUUAUACUUUGGGCAGAGAUAUCAAACCUGCUGAUGUUGAUAUCAUUAUCAAUGUCCUACAUGAAUGGUCUGAUAGCUGUGAAACGGUACUGAAUAAUAUUGAAAACCAAAUAGUAAAAGCGAAUACAAUGAAAGAUAAUCAUCUAAAAUUAAAGCUGCAGAUAGAAAAUGAGGUCAGCUCAGUAAAGAAGAAUUUAAAAUCUCAAGCACAAGACAAUGAAGUUGUUGAAGAGAUGCGAGAAGUACUGCAACCUGAAAAACCUUCAAAGAAGAAAUCGAGUGUAAAAGGGAUUGUAGGACUGUGGUAAAGCAGAUUGGAAUGCUUUAGAUCUUCCAUUUAUUCUUUGUGAAAAAUAUAUAUGGAUUCCUUUCUGUUGUAUAUAUAAAUUUUUUUUUUUCUGUCUUAAAUAAAUAUUCAAAAAAAUAUUUAGUUCCUGUAUUUCUUUCAUUUAAUUUUACAUUACUGGAACAAAAAUACUUACUUUUUUUAGUAUUAUGAGUACAGUCUUUAACAAAUUAUAGUUUAUAUUGUUCUGAUUAAAGCAAAAUCACAAGUUUUAGCUUUUAUUUGAUUUAUGUGAUGCAUUGCUCCUUGAAUUUUUAAUUUCCUUUUUACUUUUACAUAUUCUUUUAUAAGAAAUUUUUUAUUUAUUAUUUUACCGAAUCUAUUUUUAUUAUUUUUCACAGUCUUUUUAAGCAGAACAUUAUUAUUUUAUUAUUCUUAAGUUUUCAUUCUUGACUAAUUUUUAUGUUAGCAUUACAUUAAAAUAAUGUUGCAUUAAUCAAAUUAAAUAUAUUUUUUGACUAGAAAAACAAUUUCGUGGAUUGAGGUUUAUUUCUUAUUUUUAGUUUCAAUUUGACUUAUUAAUUUUUGCGAAUCAAUUAUGAAACGUUAAUAACAUCUAUUAUUUAUUUUAAAAAAAGAAAUGUUUUUGUCAACCAACUUUUAUAGACUUUCUUCCUGGCUAAGCAGUGAACAAAUGGUAUUUCAAAGACAACAAUAUGAGUUUAAAACUAUGGAAGAGAACUUGUUCCCUAUUACCCAUAAGUGAGCAGUUUUAGUUCAAACUGUUCUGUGUUGUAUAUAAUGUGUGGAUGGAGUUAUAGAAAUGCAAUUAUUUAUGUAAAUUUCUGCAUAUGUAUUAUAAACUCAUUAGAUACCCUUCUGUAAAGAUGUGAGUUUUGAUAUGCAUUACAUUUUUGGGCUCUGCAAUCCAAAAAGUAAGAAAUGUAAGAAACAGAAGGUGACUACCUCUGUUUUAACAGUAUAAUUAUUAUUGUUUUUCUGAUAUUAUACAAAGUAAUAAUAGUUUUUUUCCUAUUUGCUUUUCUUUUUAUGUGUAUAUAAAUGUAUAUUUAAACAUAGUUUUUUAGCAUUGCAUGUUCUUUUGAAAUAGGUUCUUUAAAUUAUUUUUAAAAUACUUGAAACUUUUGUUUGUUCAAUUCCUGUGUUGAGAAUCUUAAUUUUUUUAAUAUCAAGCGAAUGUGUUGCCACUUUUCUAUUUUUAAGUUUGAUGCAAUUUGUUUCACUACCUGCUUAUAUAAAUUCAGCUGAUAUUUACUUCUAAAACAGAAAAUAGCUGGUGGCAAGGAGGCCCUAAUAGAAUUAUGCAAAAAGCCUGUAUCAUAUUAAAUACCCUAUUCUCUAGAAUGUGUGACUAGGUAAACUAUUAACUAACUGUAUCCAAUACUGUUUAAAAAAUAAAACCUAUUAAAUUUUAAAAAAAAAGAAAAAAUCUUAUGUCAUAGGCAAAACUAAUGUUAAAUAUAUCAUUGAAUAAGUGGAAACUGAAACUUUUAUAUUCAAAUGAACAUUGGAAACUAAACUGUUCAUACAAGAAUGAACAACUUACUUAGAGCUAUAAUCAUUGGUAUAUAAUUAUUACUAAAAUUUCAAAAAGUAUCUUUUUAAAAAAAAACUUAUUUUUUAAAUUUUGGCAAUCAUGCCAUAUUUUCUUGGUUAAAAGUUAAAUUUUUGAGGAUAAAAGGUAUAUUUAUUCGGAUAAAGUAUUGUUUUUUGCCCAAUUUCAUUACUUAAUAAUUCUAGGCUAAUUAUCUAUCAAAUCGUCGAUGGUGCCUUCAAACCAUGAACCUUUUUAGUUUAAUAAAAUUUAAACAUCGGAUGAAAAGGUAUUCACAGUGUUAGUUUUUUUAUUUUUUUGGAAUAAUACUUUGUGUGUGCCAAUUAGUUUUCUUAAA